GCGCUAAAUUAAUGGAGCAAAUACAUAAUUCAGCCAAAAGCGAACCUGUCUCGUCUCAAAGCGUGUGCAAGCUGCCGGCUCGCGGAGGUGGCCCGAGUGGCAUUGCCGGAAAAUCUCUGACGACCGGAGAAUCAAGCCACCACUCAUGGGUGCUUCAGAGUCCACUCUCUUAAACUUACAGAGACCGGGCGAUGAAAUCACCACCGUCUCGGAGAGAACAGAAAGCACAGAUCCCAUUUUAGAGAGGCUCAAAUCCCUCAAAAUCGCUACACCGAUUCUAACAUCACCACCUGCAGAGAGCAGCUUGACAGAUAUUCUAGUGAGGAAGCCCUCCUCGUCUUCGGUUUCAGGUGUUGUGAAUCCGAAGGUGAUUCUGGAGCUAUUCUCAAUGUACCGUGAUUGGCAUGAAGGGAAGGCCCAGAAGAUUAGCGAAAAACAGGAUGAGAUAGAAAACAAGAUAGAAGUUGCUGAUGCUUUGGCAGUUAAACUUCUUCAACGAUUUAAUUACUCUGUCUCAGCAAUGAAAACAACUUCGCAGCAUCUAUCAGAAGUCCAUGCAUUGCAGGUUGAGAUUGGGGAGUUGAAAGGAAGGUUGACUGAGGUGAUUAGUAACUGCAAUGCAUUGUGCAAUAGAAUUUCCAGAGAAGGGCCUGAACCUCUUCGAUCAUCUGUUGAGCCAUUUGCAGCAGCUACUGGUAAUGUAGAAACCAGUAAUGGCUCAUCAUCCCUGCAGAGAAUUUCAAAUUGAAGCCCAACUUCUCCUGGAAGACAAGUCAAACUUGUUUUGUUUGGUUUUCUUUUGUCUUUUCUUUUUUUUCAUGAAUAUGUUUCGGAAUGUAACCAAACAUCUUGGUGCUAAUUUGGUAUGCUGGAAUGAGAUGGAAUUAAAUUUAUUAAUCGACUUCAUUAUGUUUCUUGUUCAAA
Messenger RNA from Malania oleifera, 924 nucleotides. RefSeq lists its product as uncharacterized. The transcript is spliced from 6 exons. Bases 146 to 748 code for a protein of 200 amino acids. NCBI's taxonomy places the organism in Eukaryota, Viridiplantae, Streptophyta, Magnoliopsida, Santalales, Ximeniaceae. The record is from RefSeq and is a predicted model, not a curated record.